Sporothrix brasiliensis 5110 is the source of this 1056-nucleotide messenger RNA. Its product is annotated as n-carbamyl-d-amino acid amidohydrolase. NCBI's taxonomy places the organism in Eukaryota, Fungi, Ascomycota, Sordariomycetes, Ophiostomatales, Ophiostomataceae. Gene Ontology annotation, molecular function: hydrolase activity, acting on carbon-nitrogen (but not peptide) bonds, in linear amides. The coding region runs from base 1 to 1056 and encodes 351 amino acids. The transcript has a single exon. The record is from RefSeq and is a predicted model, not a curated record.
AUGCCCCGUACCAUUACUGUCGCCGCGGCCCAGAUGGGCCCCAUUGCCCACGCGCCCACCAACCCCGGCGGCCCGGCCUCGCGCGAGCCUGCCCUGGCCCGCCUGCUCACGCUGCUCGAGGACGCUGCGGCCCAGGGCGCACAGCUCGUCGUGUUCCCGGAACUGGCGCUGACGACGUUUUUCCCGCGCGCUCUGCUGACAGACGCCGCCGACGUGGCUGCCCUGUUCGAGCCCGAGUCGGAUGCGCCCGGUGCGCCGAGCAUCGUGGACUCGCCGCACCUCCAGCCGCUGCUGGCACGGGCGUCGGCCCUGGGCGUCGAUGUGAGCAUCGGCUAUGCCGAGCGGUGGACCGAUGCCGCGGCGCCCCAAACGACGACCGACUACAACACGGCCAUCUACUACUCGGCCCGGACCGGCGCCGUCGUGGCCAAGUACCGCAAGGUGCACCUGCCCGGGCGCACGACAAUGCUGCCACCCGGCUCGGCGCAGCAGCUGGAAAAGCACUACUUCACGCCGGGCAAUCUGGGCUUCCAGGCGUUUCGCAUCCCCGGUGUCUACGACGACAGCGCCGGCCACAACACCCCCCAGCCCAUUGCCGGCAUGCUCAUCUGCAACGACCGCCGGUGGGCCGAGGCCUGGCGGUGCCUGGGCCUGCAGGGCGUGGAGCUCGUGCUGUGCGGCUACAACACGUCCGACUACAAGCCGCAGGAGCCGGGCAGCGUCCAGGAGCAGACGGAGCUGGCGCUGCUGCACCACCACACCAGCUGCCAGGCCGGCAGCUACACGAACGCGUGCUUCAGUGUCCACGUGGCCAAGGCGGGCGUCGAGGCCGAGGGCGCCGGCGGCGGGCUGAUUGGCGGGACGGUCAUCUAUGACCCGCUGGGCCGCAAAGUGGGCGAGACGGCGACGCUGGGGGACGAGCUGCUCGUGGCGACGCUGGACCUCGACAUGUGCGCACAGCCCAAGCAGACCAUCUUCAACUUUGCCAACCACCGGCGGGUCGAGCACUAUGCGCGCAUCAUCGAGCAGGUCGGUGUUGUCGAGCCGCCGUUGUAG